GCUUGGUCCGCCUAUGCAAAUGUGAACGAAAUGGCUCUCAACAAAAUUCCACCACCUAUCCCAGAUAAACUGCAAAAUUUAAUUUUCGCCUUUCGAGAAUCACAAGCUCUUUUUGCAGCGUAUGAACUUGGUAUCUUUGAUCUCUUACACGAUUCCAAGACUCUACUGUCCGCUGAAGACAUUGCAGCAAAGAUCAACGCGGAUUCCGAUGCUACUGCAAGAUUAAUGGACACCCUUGUUGCACUGGAGCUGCUAGAAAAGACCCAGGAAUACGCUACUUCGUGGCUGUAUUCGAACACCAAAAUUGCAAGCCAGUUUCUCACCAAAUCAAGCCCUGAUUCUGUUGGUGGCUACAUAACGCACUCAACCAAACUAGUUUAUCCACUUUUCGGUAACUUACAAAGCGCAGUUAGGGAGGGUUCGACCCAGUGGAUGAACACGUUUGGUAUGUCCUCAGAAGAUAUGUGGAAAUCAUCUUACCACAACGAAGAAGCCCGGUUACGCUUUUUGGGAGCAAUGCAUAGCACGUCACGCCAUACCUGUCACGCCGUGGCUACAGCAUUUGACUUGAGCAAUUUCCACAGCUGUUGUGACUUAGGGGGUAGGUAGAUAAACACUCUGUGAUAAUGUUGGUACCAAUAAGUCUUUCAUCCAAGACAAAACAGAAUGACUGAAAACCUCAGCCUGACUUUCUUAAGAUGGACAGCCAUAUUUCAUUAUAAGACCCUGCUAGUGUAAAUUCCGACAAGUGACAUGACCCAAAAAGUAGCGCAGGGGCACCCAACGGCAAUUUUCGGGAAAAUGUCUGUUCGGAAGACGAUUUGAGAACUAGAAUUUUCGGAACAUUUGUUGUAAAAUUUCUUGCUUGCCUGCCUCUCCUAGGAUUUUCGAACAUCUACAAAAUGGUAUAAUUACCCAUUUUAAACGGAUAUUUACCCUAAAAAAGGCCACCUAGAAUUUUCGGGAGCCUUUUCCCGGCUGAAAUUUUCGAAAAGUUAAGUUUUGACCCCUAUAAUUUUCGGAUCACUAGACUUUCAGCUAGGAAAUCCGAACAGAUGAAAAGUUUUUAGAGGAUAAAAAUAUGCCUAUAUCUACCGUUUAAAUACUAAAAUACGUUCAACAAUGCUAUGUUAAGUGGUUUUGAACUACAUCCUCGUUGGGUGCCCCUGGUAGCGACAAUGCCUAAAAUGAAAUCGCGACAAGCGACAAGCUCCCUCGGCCAAAUUGAGACAGUGACGGCAAAGCCGAGAAUGUGCGACAAAGAACGGUGGUUUGGCUAAUUUAUUACCAGGCUGAAUGCCAAGAGGAAGUAAUUUUCGUCAGUGAGUUUCAGUUGACCCUUCUGAGCGCGCGUCGCGUUGGUCCUGGGAAACCUGGGAACUACAUUGUAGGUUUCCCUUCAGAUAGCCUAACGCACGCUUUACAUCUCUUCCUCUUGUAAUCACUACUUUCACAUAGACCAUAAUGCACCUUGUUUCCCCCUCAGAAUUUUGCAUAACCAUUGUUUCCAAAUUCUCCAGAGUAUUACAGUCGUCCCAAGAGAAAUCGAAAACAAUGGUUAUGGAAAGUUUUUUUUUUGCGGGGGGGGAACAAGGUGCAUUAUGGUCCUUGUGAAAAUGGUAAAUGCUUUGCUUGUUCCUGAACGUCUGACAUCGUUGUCGACCUCUGUCGAACGGUGACGACGGUGGAGAGACCAGGGACCAGGUAACCUAACCACCGACCUUCCAGCCGCUCUCACAGAGUAGACCACCGUUAACCGGCCUUCACGAUUUAUCAGGUCAUUAAGUCUUAAAAUGUUGAACGUGGAUCACUUAAGGUGUUCUGACAGUGUUCCUUUAAGCGAAUCCAAAAACGGAUUUCUGAUCCGAGAUUUGCCGGAUUUCGCGGUCGAAAGGAACGUGAAAUCCGAAAUUGGAUUUGUAACCUUGGUAACCUUUCCCAAACGCGUGCAAUAUGCAUGACAGCCUCUCAAGAAAUGACAUGUUUUCUACCGUUUGUCAAAUUAUGCGAUUAUACCGUGCAGAAUUUUGUGGUCGGCAGUUCGAAUAACGACGAUGGAAGAUGAACAGAUCAAGAAAGAAGCGCGUUAAAGUUGAAAAUUAUCUUAAGGUUGUUGGCUCAUUUUCAUUGAGUGCCCAAGGCGUCUACAAGCGAGUUUGUAGAAAGAUAGCAGUUAUUUGUUCCUUUUACUUAUUUGUGUUUUUAAGCAAUCUUUAGCGACAAAUGGUCAGCACAUGGAUAUUUUACUGUAGCAAGAACAAUCUUCUAGUGUUUUGAGACGUUUUACGGCAAAUGGCAACAACUAGGAAACUCUACGGGAAUACUUCAAUUGGAAAUACAGCUGGAUCAUCUGACUAAUUUCGAAUCCACUGUGAAUAGAACAGCGUAGAUCCAGCCUCCUCCUCAGGCGCUUCGUUUUUGGCAUGGCAGAGGCGAGCGCGAAACGCGAGUGACUGGUGAUGAACCGCAAGGGACCAUGGGAAGGGUACAGACAGCCGGGUACGAUGCAGGCGUAGAUCACUAAUGCGUUAAUCUGGAUUCGGAUUCUUCGGAUUUCAAAUCCAAUGAAUCCUUUUUCAAAAAGGAUUCAUCAGAUCAAAAAUCCGAAUUUGGAUUUACCGAAAGAAACGCGAAAACCGUUAAUUGUGAAUGGCGAUGCAUAGGUGUUCGAUACGCGAAAUGUUAGCUGAGAAAUUGCACAACUGUAAUGCUUUCCUUACAACGCAUCGCCAUCCCCCUUUUCUAAAUUCCGAGAAAGACAAACAAGUUUCGUUGAAUAUCCGACAGCGACUUGAAGCAUUUAUAAACACCGACACGAGAAGUGUUAAAAUUCAGACGAGCGACAUGGGACCCACCCCGGCAGGGCCUCAUAUAGAGGAGAUCGAAUUCUUCACUGACUCAGAAGUGGAAAGCUAAACUGCUGCGAUUGUCCUGCAUGACGCACCGCUGCGUUUUAGUCUGUACCACGUGUCUGUAUAUCAGAGUCAUUUAACCGGAAGAAACACGUUCAUGUUCAUCGACGAAAACUAUAUAGAGUUUUCAAUUUCAAUUUGAAAAAACGUUCCUGUUGUUAAUACGAAAUUAUGCUAGAUUACGGUAGUUCUUACAUCGCUACAUCAGUGAACUGAUGUCAAGGAUGAAUGGGGGACAUAAAGCUUCCCCUUGUUGUAAAUUAAAGUGCCUUAUCGGGAACAAUUUGUGACACUGCACGAACGUAUUAUUGUACAUUAGAAUUUUGACUAUUGAUUGACAAAUUAAAGGUAUACGGUAUACAAUUUAAAAAACUUGGUCUCGCUACUUUCUGGGGGGUCGCUACUUUUGGGAGGUCGCUACAUUCAGGGGGUCGCUACUUUCGGGGGGGCACUACUUUCGGGAUUUACUAGUGGCUACAAAAAAUUGACGGUAAUUUCGGGGGGUCGUUACUAUCAGUUUACGGUAAUUUUUAUUUUCUACUGAGCAUUUCCAUACCUUUUAGAUGGGAGUCAGUAACCCCAUUGGGCUUGGAGGGAGGAACGAUGAUGAAUCCCUACAAAAAAAGUCCCCAGUAUACCCCAGUUAAGUAAGUUCAAUACCGUAUUCCUUUCCCAGUAACCUGAUAAAUUUUAACUCGUUAGGACAAUACCCUAGACCCUUUGAACUUUGUUAAUACAUGGCCGUAGUAGAAACCCCACCACAUCCACUUUUUACCAGGAAAUCUACAACUGUUCAUGUACCAGCCUGGCCCUCAGGUCUCCACAGUACCUUCUGGAACCCCCAUCCCCAACUUAUAAAUUUGUUCCUAUGUACCUGUAUCUACGUUGUGUACCUAUAUCUACAUUACACUGUAGAUAAUUGCAGGCUCCUCUUGUCGCCUGCAAUCCUAAUUUCCAGGUUGUCAUUACGCAUGCGUCACAUGUAUGUAGCUAGCAUUCGUUUGGACUUCCACUAAGAAUGAAUGGAAUGUACAGUUCAUAAUUUGAUCACGUGCAUGAUUAAAUCACUCGUAAUCUGAUCACGCGUGUUUUGACUGUCACGUGAAAGGUACGCAAACCUUAAAGAUGGAGCAAAAGCAUUUUGACUUUCGAUCGUUGUCACAAGCACUCUGUAACCUUUGGUUGUUACUAGUAAAUAAUGUUAGUGAUCAUAUCAAAUUUCAGGUGGAACAGGAGCUAUGGCUUACACUUUGUGUCAAUACUAUCCCAACAUGAAGAUCACUGUAUGUGACCUGCAAUCAGUUGUGGAAUCUGCUCAUCAUUUCCAGCCAACACCAGAAGAGUGUCUCAAUCAAGCAAAUGUUUCUUACGUGGUAGGUGAUUUCUUCCAAACUGAUCUACCUAAGGCUGAGUUGUAUGUGUUGCAGCGAAUUCUUCAUGACUGGUCGGCUGAUAAAAUUGACUCGAUUCUCACAAAUGUCUUCACAUGUUUGCCUUCAGGUAUGUGCCCUAGUCAUCACUAACUAAUUUGUUGCUGCUGUUCUGCAUGAUUGACCAUGUGAACACUUGUUACUAAAAUAAAAAAUAAUUACUAAAACAAAUUAAAAUGAUUACUAAAAAGUAAUCUUUAGUUACCAGAUAUGAAAAUAUGUGCAGCUACAGUGGAGCCUCGAUUUCAAGAAGUGCCCAGGGACUGGGGAAAUUUGUUCAUUAUGGGGUUGGUUAUAUCGAAAACCAUGAUUUAACGUUCAUAAUAUCGAGGUAUAGUUAAUGAUUAAUAUCCAACGCCCUGCAUUUCCGGAUCUGACCAAUUUCUGUAAUAAACAUUUGUAUAUGAAGAUAUUGGCUAAGUUCAGAGCUGUACAAUACCUACGACACUAGAAACACAAAAACAGGCGAACAAAACUGCUUAAAACUACUGUAGACAUAAAUUUUAUCCUUGUUGGCAGAUGAAUGGCCUGUUUCGCAUUCAUCUUUUGUUCUCUUUCAGUCACAUGUUGACAUUUAUUCGUUAUAUCCAGGUAUAGUUUACGUUCGCGUUUCAGGAUUGUGUUCGUUAUAACGAGGAUUUCAUUAGAUUGAGGUUCGUUAUAUGAAGGCUCUGUUCCAUACAUUUUAUCGUAAUUUUGGCCGGGCUGAAGCAAGUAGUUUGUUAUACCUAGGACUUCAUUAUAUAGAGGUUCGUUAAAGGGGCUGUGUCACUGCAGUCCAGUUCAUUUUGUUUAAUUUUGCCAAUCACUCACCCUCAAUCGCUAUGGAACUUAACGAAAGCAAUGAAAUUACAGGUAAAUGACAAAAUCAGAGAUCCGAGACAAACAAAUAUGUCUCCUGAACAUUAUUUUUGAAGUUGCAAGCAGCAGGGAUCAACUUUGAAAAACUGUUAGGCUAAACAGUUUUCAAAAACCCUAAUUUCAAUCCGUUUCAAUCUUCUUCAGUUUUACCCAUCCGUGGCAUCUGUUGUUUCUGUUAUGUUAUUUUAACAUUCCUUUAAAGUUUUAAGCGGUUAUUUUUAUGUUUCUCUUAAUUUAAGGGGCAUUUUGUAAUUUCCUAAUUUGGCUGAAUUUCGUGACACAGCUCCUUUAAAUCGAGCUUCCACUGUAUUACAAAAUCAUAAACUGGAUCUAAAGUAAUAAUAUGCUGUCAGCUGUCCUAAAAUGUUGGAUUUUCUUUAUAUUUGCUCGAAAGUAUUUUCUUCUCCAAUUAACAUGUUUUAGAUAAAUAAAUGAAUUAUUAGACCCUGCUGAUAACUUUUUUCAUUAUGCAUUGUUUCCAUUAUCUGUCUUCUCAUUGGCUAAGAGACUACAGUUAAUUUUUGAAAUCAGUGCAACCUACAGAUUAGUUAGUUAUCUGCUAGCAGAUUUAUGACUAAUCUGUAGGUUGCACGUGUGAUUUCCAAGAGCAAUGUCAAAAAUAAUGUGUUCAAUGCAAAGCAGAUUUUGUGCUUAUUUUCUUCAAAACAAUGUACAAUAAAACAAUAUUCUUAAAGAUUCGGUCUUUGUGAUAUUCCAUACAAAAGAUUUUCCCAUGUAAUUAUGUUCAGGUGGAGGUCUUCUCAUUGCUGAGAUGUUUUUAAGUGAUGACAAACGCGGGCCUAAGAGGACUCUUCUGCAAUCCCUGAACAUGCCGGUACUGACAAGUGGCAAGGAACGGACAGCAGCCGAGUACAAAGAGAUCUUAAAGAAACAUGGAUUUGAGGAUAUUCAGACAAAAAAGCUUCAGGACAGUGCAGGGUUAGAUGCCACUUUAUGCAGAAAGCCUUGAAUCUAAUCUUUUUCUGUGCAGGCUUGAUAGUGUUGGUUAUGCUUUAUUAGUUUCUGAAUUUCCUAUCAGAAUAUAACUACACAGAAGGUUUUACUGGAAAAAAAGCAGAUUGGCUCAUCUGUCAAGGACAGGAAUAAAUUGUAGAGGGUUGUAAAGGCAUGUUCUCGAUUUUACAUGUAUGUAUGCAUUUCUUCAUUGCUUAUCAAGCCAGAAUUACAUAGCGAAAUUGGAGCUAUCGAUGUGAAUCAACGUUUUUUGGUUAUUGAAUCAAAUUUCCGUUGAUAUUAUUUGAAGAACACC
This is a messenger RNA of Porites lobata, 6473 nucleotides long. NCBI's taxonomy places the organism in Eukaryota, Metazoa, Cnidaria, Anthozoa, Scleractinia, Poritidae. The record is from the annotation of a GenBank genome assembly.